Molecule: messenger RNA, 1951 nt
Organism: Chanos chanos (milkfish)
Lineage: Eukaryota; Metazoa; Chordata; Actinopteri; Gonorynchiformes; Chanidae
Gene: cwc25
Product: CWC25 spliceosome associated protein
Exons: 9
Coding region: 97-1284 (395 amino acids)
Biological process (GO): mRNA splicing, via spliceosome
Cellular component (GO): U2-type spliceosomal complex
Source: RefSeq, a predicted model, not a curated record
CACAACACAGCUCAACGUAAAUACAUCGUGUUGGAGAUAGCAUCGCAAUUUUUGCGAUAUAUUUAGGACAAACCAGCGAGCCCCGUCUUUCUCGACAUGGGAGGGGGUGAUCUCAACUUGAAGAAGAGUUGGCACCCGCAAACUCUGAAGAAUAUCGAGCGCGUGUGGAAAGCGGAGCAGAAGUAUGAAGCGGAGCGAAAGAAGAUCGAGGAGCUACAGAAGGAGUUGAAAGAAGAGAGGGCUCGAGAAGAAAUAACAAGAUUCGCGCAAGAGACGGGCGCUAUCAAGAAGAAAGAUGACCGUCUCGACUGGAUGUACCAGGGCCCAGCAGGGCAGAUCUCGCGGGAGGAGUACCUGCUCGGACGCCCCAUCGACAAGCAGAUCACCCAGCAGUACGAGGAGCCAGAGAGUGGCCCGUCAGCCGAAACAGGACUCCUGCCUGGGUCAAUUUUCAGCACCUCCACUACUGUCAACAACCUUGACCUGGCUGCCAAGAUCAGAGAAGAUCCUUUAUUUGAUAUCAGAAAGCGAGAGGAGGAGAAAAAGAGAAGUGUUCUCACAAAUCCUGUGAAGAUGAAGGAGAUUAAAGAGAUGCUCCGUCAAAAUCUGGAGGAGAAGAAGAAGAAGAAAAAAAGGAAGAAGGACAAGAAAGAAAAGAGAGAAGACAAAGAGAGGAAAAAAGAAAAGAAACACAAGAGGAGAAGUUCCAGUUCUGAUGAUGAAGAUAGGAAACCAAGGUCCCACUCAAAGGAGGAAAAUCCAAGGGUUACAAACUCCCACUCACACCAUAAACCUGGCUAUGGAUUACAGUUACCAGCUAACCGGUCGGCUUCAGACCAUGUAGAUAAGCAUGCGAGAGAUCGGAGUCGUUCUCCACUGUCACGCAGAAUGGAAAGAGGGGGCCACUCUUUCCACGAAUCUGACAGGAGACCCAAGACCAAAGCCCCCAGCCCCCCGAGAUAUCGAGACCGCUCUCACCGGCAUCAGAAUAACAACCACACCAAGCGUCUCUCGGCCGAAGAGCUGGAGAAGAAGAGACGGCAGAUGAUGGAAUUCGCCCAGGAAAGGGAGGAGGAGAGGGAGAGCAACGUGCGGAAAUACAGACAACAGGACGAGCAAGAGAAGACACGGGACAACGGCAAGAAUGACAGUCACGCCAGAUUCAUACAUGAUAUGAAGCUGGAGAGCGCUGCCACCUCCUCGCUGGAGGACCGGGUCAAGAGGAACAUCCACUCCAUUCAGAGGACUCCCGCCUCCCUGGAAAAGAACUUCAUGAGGAGAUGAGGGAGUGUAAGAGGGAGAGAUCAACAAAGACAAAAAAAUGGAUAACGCAGAGGGGGGCGGGGGGGUGGUGAAGUGAAAGGAGCUAAACAAACUCUAAAGUGAAAACCGUUGGACGGCUGUCUUGAUCCUGCUGUUUGGGAUUUUUCAACAUGGACUCGGAGACAGUAAGGCUAUAAUCCCCGGGAACAAAUAGAAUUGAAUGAAAUUAAGAGCAGAGUUGAGUGAUUUUUGUGCGUAACCAGAUUAACCUCACGGAGGUCUGAGAGAUUUUUCACAAUGUUCAUGUGACCAACCCAGGUACACCAGCAUUAUGUACAUGGAUAGAACAUAUAUGUAGGGUUCCUUUUUUUUUUCAUGGUUCUCUCCAUUUCCGGGCCAUAAAGCUUUUUGCCGUUUAUGUUUACCAUGCUCCCAAAGACGUGUUUUGUAUAGUAAAAGCAUUUUACUGUCUUUUGUUGGUUGGAUUAGUGGAUAUUUUAAUGUGUUUUAGUAAAUGCUAUUUGAAUUAAUUGCCUUUCCAGACAAUUUUGCAAAAUUCAAACUUAUUUUAAUCCUUUUUUUCCCCUCCUGUCAAUAUUUAGUACUAUUUUUGAGAUUUUUUUUUUAGACAGUAAGUGUACAGUUAAUGUAAAGUGCUGUAUAAAAUAUGUCCAAUGGAAUAUACGAC